AUGGAUGACACUGAGAAUGAUUUCCAGCGGGUGAUCCGCCGUCACUAUCGCGAAAGAAGGGAGCUGCAAGGUCACAUCCAGGCCUUGAAAAGUUCUGUCCCAAAGAGUGACAAGACCAGAAGAAGGCAGUUGCUUGCUGACAUUGCUCGCCUCGAGGCCGAGAUGGAGCAGAGGCACCAGCAAGAGCUGGAGAAAUUUGAAGAUCUUAACCCCAGCUUGGAAUCGAUUACAGCCGACCUCACAAAGAUGAAUCUUGAGAAUCUGCCUCCACGCCCAUCAAAGGCCCAGAAAAGGCGCGAGCGAAGAGCUCACAUGGAGAGACAACACCAGGAGAGGAUGCCUGCGGCCCAGGCCCAACAGCUGGCCACCCACCGCCGUGAGGAAGAAGAGAAGGUCGCUGCCAUUCUGGGGGCCAGAAAUCUGGAGAUGAAGAUCAUCCCUGCCGAUGGCCAUUGUAUGUACCGUGCCAUCCAGGACCAGCUGGUGUACUCGGUGACGGUUGAGAACCUGCGCUAUCGAACGGCCUACUACAUGAGGAAACACGUUGAUGACUUCUUACCUUUCUUCACUGAGCCUGAGGCUGGCAACUUCUACACCCGUGAAGAUUUCCUGAGGUACUGCGAUGACAUCGUGCACAGGGCAUCGUGGGGCGGACAGCUGGAACUGAGAGCCAUGUCGCAUGUCCUGCAGACCCCCAUCGAGGUAGUACAGGCCAACUCACCCAUCAUUGUUAUUGGGGAGGAGUACACCCGGAAGCCACUCACACUGGUCUAUCUGCACUAUGCCUGCGAGUUCGGAGAGCACUACAAUUCAGUGAAGCCCAUCGAGACCCCUGGCGCCACUGGAGGUAUGGCGCCACGCCUGUUCUAG
Onychomys torridus (southern grasshopper mouse) is the source of this 870-nucleotide messenger RNA. It is a transcript of the gene Otud6a, whose product is annotated as OTU deubiquitinase 6A. Gene Ontology annotation, biological process: protein K29-linked deubiquitination; protein K33-linked deubiquitination; protein K27-linked deubiquitination. The coding region runs from base 1 to 870 and encodes 289 amino acids. The transcript has a single exon. The record is from RefSeq and is a predicted model, not a curated record. Gene Ontology annotation, molecular function: cysteine-type deubiquitinase activity. Lineage: Eukaryota; Metazoa; Chordata; Mammalia; Rodentia; Cricetidae.